Messenger RNA from Oncorhynchus keta (chum salmon), 8727 nucleotides. Its product is annotated as formin-2-like. The record is from RefSeq and is a predicted model, not a curated record. Gene Ontology annotation, cellular component: actin filament; endoplasmic reticulum membrane; cytoplasm. Gene Ontology annotation, molecular function: microtubule binding. Gene Ontology annotation, biological process: intracellular transport; actin nucleation. NCBI's taxonomy places the organism in Eukaryota, Metazoa, Chordata, Actinopteri, Salmoniformes, Salmonidae.
GAUUUGACUAUGCGAUCACAGGAAGAUCAAAACAUCGCUCAAAGGGGAAUUCACACCUGUAAGAAAUGAAAUGGCUGAUUGAACGGGCGCGUCUUUCCAAAGGACGAUGUGGUGGCUGCAUGCUGGCGGUGAACGUUAACUUCACGGAGGCAACAUGAUACACCAUCACUGGGAGAACUGUCCCCAGCAUCAAGACUUCACCAUGCGCACCAUCCAGACUAUAGAAAACCACAUCCCUGUGCUGAGGGAGAGCAUUGUCAGGACUCCUUUCACAGGGAGAACUGUGUGCCUGUUCAAUACGAGUACAAACAGACACUAUCCCCAUCAGACUCCCCGUCACAGCCACAAUCCCCGUCACAGCCCCUAUAAUGGCCACAAUCCCCGUCAGACUCCCUGUCACAGCCCCUAUAAUGGCCACACUCCCGGCCGCACUCCCCUUCACAGCCCCUGCCGCAGCCAGAGUCCCUGCCGCAGCCAGACUCCCUGCCGCAGCCCCUAUAACAGACACACUCUCCGCUAUAGUCCUUAUAACACCCGUUCUCCCCGCCAGACUCUCUGUCACAGCGACCACCUCUCCCGAGAGCCCAGCCAGUACCCAACUCCCCAGCCAUGGUUUUCUCUACCCCUGGCGAGGAGGCAGCCUGCGGAGACCUCUUCUACUGUUGUUUCUGAACAAUGUUUCUCUUCCUCCUGCCCUGCUAGGCUCAGCACAUUAUGCAGAGCAGCAGAUGGAGAGGAGGAGAGUGAGACGCGAGAGCAGGUGCACGCGCAUGGAAAGAGGCUGCAGGGAGGAGGGGGAGAAGGGAAGCAGCGAGAAAUCGAGCAGGGAGGGGAGGGAGAAGAGAAGGGAGAUAUCGCACUGGCGCAGGGAGGAGGAGAGCGAGAGCAGGCGUACGUAGUCUUCGCAUCAUCAUCAUCAGCAGUGCUCCUCUCAUCAUCGUCACGGGAAAGCAGCAUCACAGCCUCGCAGCAGCUACGCAGACGUAGACAGAGGAGCAGCAGAGAAAAUGGCAGCUGUUUUCGAAGACAUGGCCUGAGUCUCGGCGCCAGACUGAAGUGGAGGCUGAGAUUCAGCAUCAUGGGGAACCAGGAGGGGAAGCAGAAGAAGGGCAAAGAGGGGGACGGAUACGGACAGGACGCAGCAGAACAUACCACCGGGGAGCCCCGUCACGCUGACGGCACAAACAAAGGAUUUCACCACGGCAAGAAAUCCCACGGAAAACAUGGCAAAGGAGGAGGAGGAGGAGAAGAGAAGAAGAAUAAGAAGGAGUCUAAAUCCUCUGUGUUCUCUAUCAGGAAGAGGAAGAAUCUAAAGGGGAAGGGAUCGACAGGGGGAUCCAGGGAGGAUGUGUUGUCGUCUCAGAACGAGCUGGACUCCGCUCACUCUGCUCACACCAAAACACCAGAUCUCUCUCUGUCAGCUGACGAGCUGGGCCAAUCUGACACCGAGGGACCAGCAGAGUCUGGUGAUGGGCAUGGUGCUAGGAGUCAUGGUUGUAUCACGGGGGAGAGCCGGCAGCCCACGGGGGAGAGCCGGCAGCCCACGGUGGCGACCGCGGACACUGUUCCAGACCAGCAGGGGGAGGUUGAACAGAGAAAGAGGAGCAGCUCUGGUUCAGACCCGGACAUCUAUAGCUUUCACUCAGCUGCAGAACAAGAGGACCUGCUAGCUGACAUCCAGCAGGCUAUUAGACUACAGCAGGGGGUGAUUAUCUCCACCGCUGAGCUGAGUGAAGAGCUGGGUUGGGGAGGAAGGUGGAGGAAACAGAGGUCUGACGAGGUUAUAACUACCCCCAGUCCCACUGAACAAACCCCUCCACCGGAGCCUCUCUCUGCCCCAGAGGCAGCACCCGUCACUGGCCGGGAGAAUCGCCUGCUUUCUAAACUGUCUCUGGAUGGGGAGGAGGAGGAGGAGGAGGAGGAGGGGAACUACCACCGCUACAGAAGAACUCAACUGGGAGCUGAGAGGGCCGAGAGCCUUAGCCACAGUGAUGCGACCACGAGCCACGAGGACAUAGACCUGAGCUCUGGCAAUGCCUCCGAGGAAGAGGGGAGGGUGGGAGACUGGGUGGGGGCAGGGGUGGGGGCAGCAGUCAGCGUUGAGUCCCUGGAGUGUCUCAGCAGGGGGGAUCUGAGGUGCUCUGAGCCUGCCGACGACCCUCUGAUCACCCAGAGAAGGAAGAGCAGCGUGUCCUUCUCCCCUUGGCCCUCUCAGGAGAGCCCUAGCCUGGCCAUGCGUCUCCUCAAGUCCACCCUGACCUCCACCCUUCCAUCCUACAACCACUCUUCCUCAGGCACCAACCCCACAGUCAAACCCUACCCUCCCAUUUACCCGUCUUACAUCAAGACCACCACCAGGCAACUCUCUGGCUCCCCAGGCACCUCGCCCUCACGGAGCCCCUUGUUCCGCCAGCGCUGCCACGACCUGGGACACCGCACUGAGAAGUGGAGGGUUAGACGACAGCGCUCCCACAGCAUCGCCGGUCCCCUCAGCUGGUCCGCGGACUGGACCGAGGAGCUGGACAGGGAGCGCCCCAUCAAGGCAGGAUCAGCAGACUACCUGGAGGGGUACGGAGGGUCGGAGGACAGGCUGAGGGGGGGCAGUCAGCCCCUGUGUGCCACACGGAGAUCCUCGGCCGGACACGUGUCUACCUGUAGCUUCCACGACAUCUUCACCGGUCGUACUCUCCUAGAGAAGUUGUUCCUACAACAGGAAGAUGCCCAGCCAGAGGAAGCUGAGAAGCUGUGUUCUCGGAUUCUGGCCAUGGGUCUGCUACUACCCUUCACUGACUGCUUCAGAGACACAAUAGGAGGGUCCAACCCACAACUCGCUGCGCCAUGCAAGUUCCACGUGAGUGUCAUAUCCUACACCAGGACCCUCAACCCUGUUCCACAGCUAGUCCGAGAGCUACUAACCAUCAAUGGCCAGGGAAGAGGGGAGGAGAGGGAGAGGAGGCUGGACCUAGCAUGGCUCAAACUCAAACAGACCGUCCGCAGGAAAUGCAACCUAUUUGAGCACCUGCAGCAAGACCAGCUGUACACGUGGGCAGCGGUCAGCCAGCCCCCCCACUCCAGGGAACACUUUGAGGGCCGGGCCCCCCUCCCUGGGCACCUGAAGACCCUGUGGCCCCCACCCAGACCUGUGGGAGACGAUAGACCAGGCCUCAUGUACACCGAGGAGGAACACCAGGCAGCCAUCUUGGGGCUGAAGAGACAUCAGAGGGAAGAAGUCAGCCAACUUCAGGAGGAGUCGGUGCUGAAAACAGUGAAGCUGAAAGAGGAGCACGUCAAUGUGAUCCAGCAGUUAGAACAGACCAUUGAAGACCUGCGGACUAAGAUAGCUGAGCUGGAGGAACAGCACCCCCUGCUGGACAAAGAUAUUAUUAGCAUUAAGGAGCCGGAGGCUGGUGUGGAGGGGGAUCUGUACCGGGAGGUCUGUCAUGUAGACCUACAGACUGAGGAGAGGAUGGUGAAGGAGGUCUGUCAUGUAGAUCUACAGACUGAGGAGAGGAUGGUGAAGGAGGUCUGUCAUGUAGAUCUACAGACUGAGGAGAGGAUGGUGAAGGAGGUCUGUCAUGUAGAUCUACAGACUGAGGAGAGGAUGGUGAAGGAGGUCUGUCAUGUAGACCAACAGACUGACUGUCUCCUGAGUUGUCUGGAGGCCAAGUCUGUCCAGACGUCGCCUAUGGAGGAAAGCUAUAAGUUUAAAGUGCCUUUACCGGACCAGAUGCCACCCUUGUUUGUGAAAGAGGCUGGAGGAGAGUCCUCUUUGUCUUCCUCCUGUCCCCUGAAACUCCCCCCAGAACUGGCCCUGUCUCUACCCAUACCCUUCUCCCCCAAGGUCGCACCAGCAUUUGUCUGCAUGGCCCAGGAGAAACCUCCCCGGAAAGGAGUGGUGGAGCCCCCCAGACCCAUGAAACCUCUCUACUGGACCAGGAUACAGCUCAACUCAGCUCAACACAAAAAGGUGAGCACGUCGCUGGUCUGGGACAAGAUACAGGAGCCUGAUGUGAACUUUGAGGAGUUCGUAGAGCUGUUCUCCAAGACUGCUGUGAAGGAGAAGAAGAAACCCCUGUCAGAUACCAUCACCAAGUCUAAAGCCAAACAGGUGGUCAAAUUGCUGAACAACAUUCGUUCUCAGGCAGUGGGGAUUCUGAUGUCCAGUCUGCAUCUGAACAUGAAGGACAUCCAGCAUGCCAUCCUGAACCUGGACAAUACUGUGGUGGAUCUGGAGACUCUACAAGCCCUCUAUGAAAACAGAGCACAACAGGAUGAGAUGGAGAAAAUCGAUAAGCACAUCAAGUCAUCUAAAGACAAGGACAACGCCAAACCACUGGACAAACCUGAGCAGUUCCUGUUCCAGUUACAUCAGAUCCCCAACUUCUCAGGCCGGGUGUUCUGUAUCCUGUUUCAGUCCACCUUCUCUGAAUGGCUCUCCUCUAUCCUGCGCAAACUGGACAUCCUGCAGAGAGUGUGCACGACCUUGCAGAGUGGCCAGUGUGUGAUGCAGGUGCUGGGUCUGGUCCUGGCCUUUGGUAACUUCAUGAAUGGUGGCAACCGAACCAGAGGACAGGCUGACGGCUUUAACCUGGAUAUCCUGCCCAAGCUGAAGGAUGUGAAGAGCAGUGAUAACACACGGAGCCUGUUGUCCUACAUAGUGGCUUACUAUCUGAGGCACUUUGACGAGGACGCCGGCAGGGAGACUUGCCUCUACCCUCUCCCUGAGCCCCAGGAUCUGUUCCAGGCUUCACAGAUGAAGUUUGAGGACUUUCAGAAGGAUCUGACCAGGCUGAAGAAGGACCUUCGAGCGUGCAACACAGAGGUGGAGAAGGUGUGUAAAGUGUCGUCUGAAGAUCACCUACAGCCCUUCAAGGACAAGAUGGAGGAAUUCCUCAGCCAAGCUAAAUCUGACCUGGAGGUCCAGGAGACGCAGCUCGGUGACACUCACAAGUUGUUCCUGGAGUUGACGGUGUUCUACCAGGUGAAGGCUAAGAUGGGAGAGAAGGAGGUUUCCCCCCACACCUUCUUCUCCGUGUGGCACGACUUCUCCUCCGACUUUAAAGACCUGUGGAAGAAGGAGAACAAGAUGAUCCUACAGGAAAGACUGAAGAAGGCAGAGGAGUGCUUCAGACAAGCCAAGGAGAAGGCUACCUACAGUGUCAAACCCAAGCAUGCUUCGGGAAUCAAAGCCAAGCUGGGCAUGAAGAUUUAAGACCGGUGGACGCCUACGUUUACUGUAGAGAGAGACGAGGAACAACCACAUUGGACUGCAUGUACUACUACAGAUGAAUCACUUAGGCUUUAGAACGAGAACCAAAACGACACACUAGUCCCUAUGUAGGGCACUACUUUAGACCGGGGUCCCAUAGGGCUCUAGUCUAAAGUAGUGCACUACAUAGGGAAUAGGGUCCCAUAGGGCUCUAGUCUAAAGUAGGGCACUACAUAGGGAUUAGGGUGCUGUUUGGGACAUAAGAUACUACUUCUUUUUUUUUUUGACUCCAAGCAGCUGUCAGUCUGUCCGUCUCCCGGUCCUCCUGCCUGCUCUAUGGGACCGACUAUGCAGGCUUCUGUUAUUAGUUCAUCAGACACACAAACACCAACAUCCAAUCAGAAAGAAGAGGGAAGCACCAUGGGAUCAGAGGUCACAGGAUGUCAUUAUACCAGAACUAUAUUUAUAGGAUGACUUCCACAGGGACAUACUAAAGCAUACCUACUGUUGAGGUACCUGGAGCCAUCUUCUCCACAGUCCUACCCCCUACUGUUGAGGUACCUGGAGCCAUCUUCUCCACAGUCCUACCCCCUACUGUUGAGGUACCUGGAGCCAUCUUCUCCACAGUCCUACCCCCUACUGUUGAGGUACCUGGAGCCAUCUUCUCCACAGUCCUACCCCCUACUGUUGAGAUACCUAGAGCCAUCUUCUCCACAGUCCUACCCCCUACUGUUGAGAUACCUGGAGCCAUCUUCUCCACAGUCCUACCCCCUACUGUAGAGGUACCUGGAGCCAUCUUCUCCACAGUCCUACCCCCUACUGUAGAGGUACCUGGAGCCAUCUUCUCCACAGUCCUACCCCCUACUGUAGAGGUACCUGGAGCCAUCUUCUCCACAGUCCUACCCCCUACUGUAGAGGUACCUGGAGCCAUCUUCUCCACAGUCCUACCCCCUACUGUAGAGGUACCUGGAGCCAUCUUCUCCACAGUCCUACCCCCUACUGUAGAGGUACCUGGAGCCAUCUUCUCCACAGUCCUACCCCCUACUGUAGAGGUACCUGGAGCCAUCUUCUCCACAGUCCUACUCCCUACUGUUGAGGUACCUGGAGCCAUCUUCUCCACAGUCCUACUCCCUACUGUUGAGGUACCUGGAGCCAUCUUCUCCACAGUCCUACCCCCUACUGUAGAGGUACCUGGAGCCAUCUUCUCCACAGUCCUACCCCCUACUGUAGAGGUACCUGGAGCCAUCUUCUCCACAGUCCUACUCCCUACUGUAGAGGUACCUGGAGCCAUCUUCUCCACAGUCCUACCCCCUACUGUAGAGGUACCUGGAGCCAUCUUCUCCACAGUCCUACCCCCUACUGUAGAGGUACCUGGAGCCAUCUUCUCCACAGUCCUACCCCCUACUGUAGAGGUACCUGGAGCCAUCUUCUCCACAGUCCUACCCCCUACUGUAGAGGUACCUGGAGCCAUCUUCUCCACAGUCCUACCCCCUACUGUAGAGGUACCUGGAGCCAUCUUCUCCACAGUCAUACCCCCGACUGUAGAGGUCCCUGGAGCCAUCUUCUCCAGUCAUACCCCCUACAGUACUGAUCUGAAAUGCCAAACAUGUUACCUAUUCAAGCUUAUUCCCUAUAUAGUACACUACUGUUGACCAGAGUCCUAUUCCCUAUAUAGUACACUACUGUUGACCAGAGUCCUAUUCCCUAUAUAGAACACUACUGUUGACCAGAGUCCUAUUCCCUAUAUAGAACACUACUGUUGACCAGAGCCCUAUUCCCUAUAUAGUACACUACUGUUGACCAGAGUCCUAUUCCCUAUAUAGAACACUACUGUUGACCAGAGCCCUAUUCCCUAUAUAGUACACUACUGUUGACCAGAGUCCUAUUCCCUAUAUAGAACACUACUGUUGACCAGAGCCCUAUUCCCUAUAUAGAACACUACUGUUGACCAGAGCCCUAUUCCCUAUAUAGAACACUACUGUUGACCAGAGCCCUAUUCCCUAUAUAGUACACUACUGUUGAAGAGGGCCGAUGCACCCUAUUCCCUAUAUAGUACACUACUGUUGAACAGGGCCGAUGCACCCUAUUCCCUAUAUAGUACACUACUGUUGAACAGGGCACAUGCACCCUAUUCCCUAUAUAGUACACUACUGUUGAACAGGGCACAUGCACCCUAUUCCCUAUAUAGUACACUACUGUUGAACAGGGCACAUGCACCCUAUUCCCUAUAUAGUACACUACUGUUGAACAGGGCACAUGCACCCUAUUCCCUAUAUAGUACACUACUGUUGACCAGGACCUCUGCACUAUAUAGUACACUACUGUUGAACAGGGCCGAUGCACCCUAUUCCCUAUAUAGUACACUACUGUUGAACAGGGCACAUGCACCCUAUUCCCUAUAUAGUACACUACUGUUGACCAGGACCUCUGCACUAUAUAGUGUUCCAUUUGGGAUGCAGCCUCUGGCAGGUCACUGUCAACAUGUUGAUGUUCGGUGUUGUUGGUUUUAGGCCGUUGAUCCCUUAGAGAGUAAUUCACCCUUCUUAAUCCCAAAUGGAUGGCAGCAACCAGUCGCCUGAAUGUUCUCAACAUGCAUUUGAAAUGAAACGUGGUAUUAGGGGGGUUAAAAACCGAAAGAGCGUUACCCAUGUUCUUUAGUCCAAGUCAAUAAUGGAUCAGCUUAGCUGGGUGUUCUUACAGCAACAUAAUAACCUUGGUCUGUGUCCCAAACUGCUCCCUAUUCCCUAUUUAGUACCUUACUUUGGAUUAGGGCCCAUAGUAGUGGUCUAUAUAGGGAAUAGGGAGCCGUUUGGCAUACAGACAUGAUGCCCAACGUUGAGCUCAACUAGAUUGUGUCCGACAGAGAAGAGCUCUCUGUAUCCUUCCUGACCAGUAGAGAGGUCUAACCACAGGAGCUCUUAUCUGAUCACUGUUCACUCAGUCUAGACGACCAGCUGUAGAAUAGACUUCUGGCAUGUUUUACUCACUUAACAAUGAAAACAUCACUUCAAAGACAUAUUUCUACUCUUUAUCGAGGAAAAAUAUAUGCCAAUUUUUGUGUAAAAAACCUGUAAAUGUAUAACUUAUUCCCGUUUAAUUUAUCUGAAGUGAUGUCCAUGUGACUCGGUAAGAAGACAUUUCUAAUGUAUGUGAGGACAGAGAGGGUUAUGGGAAAUGUAGUCUGUUGGUUUGACAAACAUUUUGUUAAUGUAAUAUAGUGAACAGUCCUAAAGAAAUUGUUCAUUUACAUUGAAAAGUGCAUUCAAAUUAUUGACUUGAUUAUUAAAAAUAAUAUAUUUAAAAUGCUUUUAUCAAUGUAAGGUAGUAUUGUAUUCUUUGUGUAACAUAUUUUUGUAAAGAUUUUUAUUUUCUGUCCCCGCAGCAUGUUAAAUCAUCAUCCUGGAGUUGUUGGAUAAUGGUGUAUUAUUGUCAAAUGUUGUUAUUAUGUUACUGGAUCUCUGCUUGUUUCUGGGAGCAGCAAUGUCAUUUAUCUACAAUAAAAAUGAAUAAAUUCAGCC